AUGGAGCCUGGCGGCUCGUCUGAGGCUGGGCACACGGCCUCGCGGACGAAGCAUUCGAGAGCAUCGACGACUGGGUCACCAAUAGUAGCAGGUACCGUGCGCACGAGGCCAUCGCCUCCCCCAAACUCAGGCGAUCAGGGGACACCAGAUGGUGCUCGGCCGCCAGCAAAACGUGCCCGGAAGGCCAUCAAUUGCGAACCGUGCAGAAGUAGCAAACUCAAGUGCGAUAGAAACCGUCCUUGCUCGUCCUGUGUUCUGAGAGGUACCGCCGCACUGUGCUAUCCUGGGUCAGAUAGCGCAGCUGCCCAAGGAGUCCGAGGAGAUGACCCAAGGACCGGUGUUGACCCGUAUCAAGAGUUCGCUCGCAUCCGGCAGUCUCUGGCUGUUCUGGAGACGAUCAUUCAUCCGGAUUACUUUCGCACUCCUGCUGCGACUGUCGGUACUGAUUCCGCUGGUUAUUAUCCUUCGACCACACCGAGUUCCGACUCUUCGGCGCCUUUUCUAUCCAGCAACCAUCCGAAGAAAGAACCGAGCGAUGAUGAUCUGCAAAAACGCGCAGUUCCCGGAAUGCUUGGCCAACAGGGCAUGGGAGGGCUUUACGCGGGCCCAACCAGCGUGGCGACUAACUUAGUCUUGAGAGACUCCCGCGACAGCGAUUCGCGCCAGUCCAGCGAGGACAAUGCAGAAGCACCUCCGUCCAGUGCUCUUCCUGGCCAUGAAUAUGACGCAGAUCUCCUCAAUGACUUGCCUCAAUGGCGGGUCAUUGAUGGUCUCGUCAGCUACUACUUCGAAUAUUGCAAUUGGGUUUACAGACAUGUAUGCCAGUCGACAUUCCUCGCUGCUUGGUCGCGCUUCAAGAGCGGGCACUCUCCUGAUCGACUGAUAUUGGCUACUGUCUGCGUGAUUAUGGCAAUCUCCGUCUUCUACCUUCCUGAGCGGCACCCGUUAUUGGAGAAUAUAGUUGAGACGCACGAACAGCUAGGCGACAAGUACUAUAGCGUUAUGAUCAAGGCUUUAGGAAGAUACCAGGCUGAGAACAGGACUUACUCACUCGAGCUGGUGGAACUCCUGUUGAUCCGCUGCCAUUAUCUCACACUAAGCAAAACAGACUGUGAGGAAGUAUGGACGGUCAGAGGCGAAUUGGUGAGUCUUGCGACUGCCAUGGGACUACACCGUGAUCCUAGGAAAUGGAAGAUGAGUAGAGAGGUUGCAGAACGUAGACGGUGGGCUUUCUGGCAUAUCAUUUUACUUGAAAGAUGGCAAGCGUUCAUGUUUGGCCGUCCGAUCUCUGUUGCCUCCCACCAUUUCGACACACAGCUACCAUCUUCGCAUGAUCCUUCGCUUCUUUCCAAUACUCAAAGCCCCUCGUUAUAUUUGCCCAAUAUUGCCUUGUUCAAAUUGGCGUACAUUCUGGGAGAUAUCAUGAAUGACGCUGUCUCACUCAAGCCUGUUCCAUAUGAGACGGUGAUGGCGCAUGAUCAAGCCUUGAAACGUUGGGCCGAGGAUUUACCCAAGGAAGUGGAUCUGGAUGAGUUCAGCGUCGCCCGAAGUCUGGCCAGUAGGGAUUUGGGCACCAUCAGACUGGGUGUCCAAAGCGUCAUCAUCAAAACCAGCUAUUAUCAUAUACGUUUCACUCUUCAUCGCCCCUACGCUAGUGCCCCCUCGCUAAGUGCAGCCCCAUCCAAGUCGCAGAACUCCUCAUUUCAUCAGCAGUCUCUUGAGAUUGCUGUAGGCUAUGCACGACGGUUGGUCUUGGUCGUCGGCCAGGUUCGGCCAGAUUUCCAGAACAACACUUCUCUUGCCGUCCCAGGACACAUGAAUUGGGGCCCGUUUCAUAUCUUCUCCGCUGCCAUGUUCUUCUCUUUCCAGCUCAUAAAUAAUCCUGACCAAGCUGGCGCGCAUAUGUUCCGGACGAGUGUGCGACAGGCUAUGGAAACACUCCGGUUAUGCAGAGGUGCACCGUUGGCCGACAAAGCUUUGGAUAUCUUGGACGCCCUCGCUCCCUUGUCUCUACGGGAGAGUGACCACACCACGGACAAGGGUAAAGAGGAUAGAGACAGGCAAAUGACCCACGUCUUGAGCGCCGUGAGAAACCUUGCAUUCCCUUGCCACGAUUCACCAAGCUAUCCGUAUCCGUACGGCCGUGGAGGUCUGGAUUCUCCGGCGUCUGGAAGCAGCGAGCCUAAGCAGCCUGGGAGCGGUAUAUCCGGGUACCAGACCAGUGUAUCAUCCGAAUUAUCGUCCUUAGCGCCAUACACGCACCCUCCGCCAAUGCCGCCCCCUCACCUGCACUCGUCUUUGAUCUCGCAACAGCACCAAGGAAUGUCUACCGGGCAGCACUCUAUGCAUGAGAUGCCAUACUCGCACGGCUAUUCUCAACAGCACUCGCAAGGCAUGUAUGGUGCUGGACUGAACUACAGCCAACAACCUAGCGAAGAGAUGAUAUGGGGCGCUUCCAUGGGCUUUGGUCAUUCAGAGUGGACCAACUUCGUGAACGUGGUAAGGCAGGAUACGGGCAGAGCAAGCACCGAGCACGCUGGCAAUUCACAUGGAUUGUCUCAUGGCUAA
Molecule: messenger RNA, 2568 nt
Organism: Gloeophyllum trabeum ATCC 11539
Lineage: Eukaryota; Fungi; Basidiomycota; Agaricomycetes; Gloeophyllales; Gloeophyllaceae
Exons: 7
Coding region: 1-2568 (855 amino acids)
Biological process (GO): regulation of DNA-templated transcription; DNA-templated transcription
Molecular function (GO): DNA-binding transcription factor activity, RNA polymerase II-specific; DNA binding; zinc ion binding
Source: RefSeq, a predicted model, not a curated record